Aspergillus calidoustus is the source of this 1749-nucleotide messenger RNA. Lineage: Eukaryota; Fungi; Ascomycota; Eurotiomycetes; Eurotiales; Aspergillaceae. The record is from the annotation of a GenBank genome assembly.
AUGUGGAUUUCAAGGACACUAAGACAGGGACAUGAGGAGGUUGUCAAGCUUCUUAUCCAGACUGGAAAGGUGGAUGUGGAGUGCAAGGACACUGAGUAUGGUCAAACACCUCUAUCAUGGGCUGCAGGACAGGGACAUGAGAAGGUUGUCAAGCUUCUUAUCCAGACUGGAAAGGUGGAUGUGGAGUGCAAGGACACUGAGUAUGGUCGAACACCUCUAUCAUGGGCUGCAGGACAGGGACAUGAGAAGGUUGUCAAGCUUCUUAUCCAGACUGGAAAGGUGGAUGUGGAGUGCAAGGACACUGAGUAUGGUCGAACACCUCUAUCAUGGGCUGCAGGACAGGGACAUGAGAAGGUUGUCAAGCUUCUUAUCCAGACUGGAAAGGUGGAUGUGGAGUGCAAGGACACUGAGUAUGGUCGAACACCUCUAUCAUGGGCUGCAGGACAGGGACAUGAGAAGGUUGUCAAGCUUCUUAUCCAGACUGGAAAGGUGGAUGUGGAGUGCAAGGACACUGAGUAUGGUCGAACACCUCUAUCAUGGGCUGCAGGACGGGGACAUGAGAAGGUUGUCAAGCUUCUUAUCCAGACCGGAAAGGUGGAUGUGGAGUGCAAGGACACUAAGUAUGGUCAAACACCUCUAUUAUGGGCUGCACAAUGGGGACGCGAGGAGGUUGUCAAGCUUCUUAUUAAGACUGGAAAGGUGGAUGUGGAUUCUAAGUCUCAGUCUGGUCAAACACCUCUAUCAUGGGCUGCAGGACAGGGACGCGAGGAGGUUGUCAAGCUUCUUAUCCAGACCGGAAAGGUGGAUGUGGAUUCCAAGGACACUAAGUAUGGUCGAACACCUCUAUCAUGGGCUGCAGGACAGGGACAUGAGGAGGUUGUCAAGCUUCUUAUCCAGACUGGAAAGGUGGAUGUGGAGUGCAAGGACACUGAGUAUGGUCAAACACCUCUAUCAUGGGCUGCAGGACAGGGACAUGAGAAGGUUGUCAAGCUUCUUAUCCAGACCGGAAAGGUGGAUGUGGAGUGCAAGGACACUAAGUAUGGUCAAACACCUCUAUUAUGGGCUGCACAAUGGGGACGCGAGGAGGUUGUCAAGCUUCUUAUUAAGACUGGAAAGGUGGAUGUGGAUUCUAAGUCUCAGUCUGGUCAAACACCUCUAUCAUGGGCUGCAGGACAGGGACGCGAGGAGGUUGUCAAGCUUCUUAUCCAGACCGGAAAGGUGGAUGUGGAUUCCAAGGACACUAAGUAUGGUCGAACACCUCUAUCAUGGGCUGCAGGACAGGGACAUGAGGAGGUUGUCAAGCUUCUUAUCCAGACUGGAAAGGUGGAUGUGGAGUGCAAGGACACUGAGUAUGGUCAAACACCUCUAUCAUGGGCUGCAGGACAGGGACAUGAGAAGGUUGUCAAGCUUCUUAUCCAGACCGGAAAGGUGGAUGUGGAGUGCAAGGACACUAAGUAUGGUCAAACACCUCUAUUAUGGGCUGCAGAACAGGGACGCGAGGAGGUUGUCAAGCUUCUUAUUCGGACCGGAGAGGUGGAUGUGGAUUCCAAGUCUCAGUUUGGUCGAACACCUCUAUCAUGGGCUGCAGAACAGGGACAUGAGGAGGUUGUCAAGCUUCUUAUUCAGACCGGAAAGGUGGAUGUGGAUUCCAAGUCUCAGUCUGGUCGAACACCUCUAUCAUGGGCUGCAGGACAGGGACAUGAGGAGGUUGUCAAGCUGCUUCAUCAGGCUGGAGGCAGAGUCACUUAG